Molecule: messenger RNA, 1437 nt
Organism: Setaria italica (foxtail millet)
Lineage: Eukaryota; Viridiplantae; Streptophyta; Magnoliopsida; Poales; Poaceae
Product: pentatricopeptide repeat-containing protein At1g01970
Molecular function (GO): protein binding
Source: RefSeq, a predicted model, not a curated record
GCCCAUCUCAUCUUCUCCGGCGCCGUCCCGUCUUGCUUCACAGUCCACACCCAUGACGUCGCUCGCCAUCCCGGCCUUGCACUCGGUAGGCACCAAGAUCACCAGCACCACGAUCACGAAGCCCUGGCAGCGCGCUUGCCAAUGCGCUUGCGUGUCCGGUAGCCAUGGAGCGGAGCUGCAGGUUCUGGCCGCGGAGGCUGAGCAGGCGGCGGUCAGCGAGGCGCCAAGGUUCAGGUGGGACGCGUUUGGGUCCGAGCUGUCGGAGUCACAGGAGCGGGCGGUUCGAGGUCUGUCUCCGAAGCUGUCCAACCGCUGCAAGGCCCUGAUGACGCGGGUGGUGUGCCUGUCCCCCGGGGAUCAGAACCUUGGUCCGUUGCUCGCGUACUGGGUGAAGGCCAUGAAGCCCAAGAGGGCGGAUUGGUUGCUGGUUCUCAAGGAGCUGAAGGAAACGGAGAGCCCCUUGCUUACUGAGGUAUUGGAGUAUGCAUUGCUGGAAAAUUCAUUUGAAGCAAAUGUUCGCGACUACACCAAGUUGAUCCACAUUUAUGGCAAGCAGAAGCUACUGCAGAAAGCUGAGGAUACAUUUCAUGCCAUGAAAGGCAGAGGUUUCGCUUGCGAUCAGGUCAUGCUGACUGCAAUGAUGGACAUGUACUCCAAGGCUGGAGAUCUCACCCGUGCAAAGGAAAUAUUUGGAGAAAUUAUCUUGCUUGGCCUCCCGCUGGAUAAGCGUGCAUAUGGUUCAAUGAUCAUGGCAUAUAUCAGGGCUGACAUGCUGGACAAAGCAGAAGAGUUAAUCAAAGAAAUGGAGGAUCAGCAGAUCUUCGCAGGAAAGGAGGUCUACAAGGCGCUGCUGAGAGCCUUUUCAUACAAAGGCGAUUCAGAUGGGGCACAGCGGAUUUUCGAUGCCAUACAGUUUGCAGGGAUAGUGCCUGACACGAAACUGUGUGCUCUCCUGGUGAAUGCUUACUGUCUGUCCAAUAGAAUGGCAGAAGCUGUUUGUGUGAUUCGAAAUAUGAGAAGUGCAGGAGUGACACCUUGCGACAAAUGCAUUGCCUUGGUACUGGGUGCUUAUGAGAAGGUGGACAUGCUAGAAACAGCACUUGGAUUUUUGACCGAGCUUGAAGAAAACGGGAUUGCAAUUGGCCAAGAGCCCUCUCAGUUGCUUGCUGUGUGGUUCAGAAGGCUUGGGGUAGUUCAUGAAGUCGAACAGGUUCUGAAGGAGCUCUCAGAAGACAUGACGACCAAGCAAACAGUUGCAGUAUCGGUGGAACAGAGGUGAUCUGCUAGUAGAAUUCUCUGGAGACGGAGGCGUGUGACAACUGACAACUGAUGUUCUCCUUUUAUUUUGAACCGCUGACAAUGUAUUGCCAAGGAAACACUAGUCAGUAUGUAAAGAAAAUUCAGCUAUGCAAUUAAUAAAUUUAAUUUUAUUGCCAA